Messenger RNA from Onychomys torridus (southern grasshopper mouse), 2871 nucleotides. RefSeq names its product autophagy related 4C cysteine peptidase (gene Atg4c). Bases 414 to 1790 code for a protein of 458 amino acids. Lineage: Eukaryota; Metazoa; Chordata; Mammalia; Rodentia; Cricetidae. Gene Ontology annotation, molecular function: protein-phosphatidylethanolamide deconjugating activity. The transcript is spliced from 11 exons. The record is from RefSeq and is a predicted model, not a curated record.
GCGUGGCAGCUGGUAGCUUAGAUACUGUAGUUACAGCUGCAGGGAACAGCUGUAAACCCUAACACGAGGCUGCCACUCACAGAUUCACGACUCUGGGCUCUAUGCUUGAAGCCCAGGAGCUAAGGGCCCGGGACAAAUCUGCCUGCAAGAUCGCGGCCUGCGGAGGCAACGGCGUCCGGUGCUACGGUGGCCGCACGGGGCCCUGUCCCGUACGUCCCGCGGUGCGUACGCGCUGCUAGGCGCCGCUGCUGGAGCCGGAGCGUAUCCUGGUGUGGGGACUCCUGCGCCGCUGUGCAGUUAUCCAGUCCCGUGUCGCUGCCGAGGGGUCGGCUUGAGGCUGACGGAGUGGAUAAGUACAGUGAAUUUUAUAAAAGAAUGGAAUCAAGUGAUGGCUUUUUCUUUAGAGUUUGAAUAUGGAGGCUUCAGGAACAGAUGAAGUUGACAAGCUAAAAACUAAAUUUAUGUCUGCUUGGAACAACAUGAAAUACAGUUGGGUGUUGAAAACAAAGACAUAUUUUAGUAGAAAUUCACCUGUUCUAUUACUUGGAAAAUGUUAUCAUUUUAAAUAUGAAGAUGAAAACAAGAUGUUGCCUGCAAGAUCAGGGUGUACCAUUGAAGAUCAUGUAAUUGCAGGAAAUGUGGAAGAAUUCCGUAAGGAUUUCAUUUCUAGAAUUUGGCUGACCUACAGGGAAGAAUUUCCUCAAAUAGAAGCGUCAGCCUUGACAACAGACUGUGGCUGGGGCUGUACACUGAGGACCGGCCAGAUGCUGUUGGCUCAAGGCCUCAUACUACAUUUCCUUGGUCGAGCUUGGACCUGGCCUGAUGCACUGCAUAUAGAGAAUUCAGACUCGGACUCAUGGACUUCCAACACUGUCAAAAAGUUCACUGCAUCAUUUGAAGCAUCACUGUCAGGGGAAAGAGAACUCAGAACUCCAACAGUCUCUCUGAAGGAAACAACUGGGAAGCGUUCUGAUGACCACACAGUACAGAAUGAGAUUUAUCACAGGAAAAUCAUCUCUUGGUUUGGAGAUUCCCCCGGGGCUGUCUUCGGUUUACACCGACUGAUAGAGUUUGGGAAGAAGUCUGGGAAAAAGGCUGGAGAUUGGUAUGGACCAGCAGUGGUUGCUCACAUUUUAAGAAAAGCAGUAGAAGAAGCUAGACAUCCUGACUUACAAGGAAUAACUAUUUAUGUUGCGCAGGACUGUACAGUUUACAAUUCUGAUGUAAUUGAUAAACAGACUGACUCUGUGACCUCUGGGGAUGGCAGGGACAAGGCUGUUAUUAUCUUAGUUCCCGUUAGACUUGGUGGAGAAAGAACCAACACCGACUAUCUGGAGUUUGUGAAGGGUGUCUUAAGCCUUGAAUAUUGUGUAGGUAUUAUUGGCGGCAAACCUAAACAGUCGUAUUACUUUGCUGGCUUUCAAGAUGACAGUUUGAUUUACAUGGAUCCUCAUUACUGCCAGUCCUUUGUGGAUGUCAGCAUAAAGGAUUUCCCUCUUGAGACAUUCCACUGUCCUUCUCCUAAAAAGAUGUCAUUUCGGAAAAUGGAUCCUAGUUGUACAAUAGGAUUUUACUGUCGAAACGUCCAGGACUUUGAACGAGCGUCUGAAGAAAUCACUAAGAUGCUGAGCAUUUCCUCUAAGGAGAAGUAUCCAUUAUUCACUUUCGUAAACGGCCAUUCCAGAGACUUUGAUUUUACAUCUACUGCAGCCAGUGAAGAAGACCUUUUCUCAGAAGAUGAGAAGAAAAAAUUCAAAAGAUUUAGCACAGAAGAGUUUGUCCUACUUUAAAGAGUCAUGCAUUUGUGUCUAUGAGGAGAGCUUGACUACGGGGGGAGCCACGAAGAGUGACAAGCACACUCAAGAUCCUCAGUCAUCAGAUCCCAGCUGUGCGUGUCCUUUUAACCGUGCACAUUUGAAAACACCCAAACUUUAAAGGUAUUUUUCUGAAAGGAAUGGCUGAUGGCUCUAGUUUUCUGGUGAUAAAUAACAAUGAUUCUGGUUGCAUUUCUAUUUCCCAAAGAUGUGCUGAUGAAACACUACCUUAACUGUAAGCCUUUUGGUCCCCAUCAACUUCUACCUGAGCCCAUUGGUCCCCUGGAGGUUUUGAUACAGGUUCCCUCAAAGAUUGGGAUCACCAAAUUAAUUUUCAAAGCCUUGCUUGGUGUUAAUGUCAGGAGACCAGAGACUGGGUCUUCAGAACUUCCCAGGCUCCUGCUGGUAAGGGAACCAGAGGAUGCCUUGGCUUUGUGUAUCUAGAUAACUAAAUGGACACAUGAAAUCAUGUAAGCAGGAUUUUCAGGCAAUACUUAAAAAUAUGGUUUUAUAAUAGCUACUCAUUAUGCUUGCUGCAGAGCAAUGAAGAAUGAAUAUAAAGCAUUGUGUUUUCUUUUCUUCCUUCCUUUCUUUUCUUUUUCUUUUUUUGUCCUGGGGAUUAACUCAGGGCCUUGUACAUGCUAGGCAGGUGUUCCACCUCGGGGCUGUCCUGAAGUGUCGAUUUUUCCCAUGUAUUUAAAAGUUAAGUUGUCAGUAGUAUCUAUAUUUAUUUUAAUUAGGUAAAGGAAAUUCCAGAAUAGUUGUAUCAUUUGUUCCUAUCUUAAAAGUGAAAUUUUAUGGAAAUCCAAUGUAUUACCCAAUUUUUAAGUCUAAAGAUGAAUACCAAGAAAGAUGUGGAUGCUUUCUGAUUUUUCUGUUUGUUUAAAGUGAUGUCAUGGUGUUUAGAAGUUGAGACUAUUUACAGUUUAAAUCUGCCUUAAGUGUGUUGUGAGUUUACUUAAAGACAAAUUUGUGAUAUAUUGAGAGUUAUUACCAUGCCAGGUUUAUAAAACAAAUACUUUAAUAAAAAUGUGAGAACAUAAAAUACUUUUGUUUU